AUGAGCGCACCUUCAUUAUGCGGUCCAGUUGCUGAUUCAGGAGUUCAGAAUCCACUGCGAAGCAUAUCUUUAGUAAGUACAAAUGAACGAGUUGUGGAAAUAGCAAGCGGUUCGAACAGUCAUAUUCCACCUAACGGUACCGUAGUGCCGGAAAAAAUUGGCAGGAUGGGAUUUCGGCCAAAAGUAAAUCGUGAAUUGGAUCACCCAGGGAUGUUAUCCGGAAUCCCACAACAGCCACCGCAGCCACCAAUGACGGGAAUGAUGAGAGUACAGCAGCGUUUUGGCAUACCACCAUUUCGUGAUGGUGUACCAAUUAUGGACAGCGGUCGUGGAGCUCCGUUUGUUGAUGAACGUGGAAUGCCAUUUCCGAACAGCAGGGUCGUUUCGUUAUAUGACGAUGGUCGAUUACCAUUUCAUGAAUAUGAACAUCCACAAGGUGAUGAAGCGAUUCGAAUUCGGCACGUGUGGAGUACACGACCAUCAAUUACUCAAAGGAGGAAUAAUGGCUGGGGCCAUUUCCGCGUACGCUGUGUCUCACCAAGAAAAAUCCAAUGCGCAGGCUGGAAAGAUACACCCCCAUUUGUAACGUAUAUAGGAUUUCACAGGAUGUUGCAACCAGGAGUUUUUCGUGAUCGAAAGAUUCAACGUGCCGUAGUUGGUACGUCUGCUAGUCGGGUUUAUGGAGGGGAAAUGCGUGAUCGUUCGCGUUCUCCACGUGGUGGUUCAAAGCCAUUAGUUGCAAAUAGCAGUUGCGAAAUUGGUGCUACUACUACAACUAUUGCAAAUGUUAGUGCAACUCAAGCGUCAUCAAACAAUGAUAUGGAAGAAAAUGUGAUGUCAGUUGAUGAGAACAGCGAACCAGGGACCGAUAAGAUCAGCCAGUGUUGA
Loa loa (African eye worm) is the source of this 888-nucleotide messenger RNA. RefSeq lists its product as hypothetical. The coding region runs from base 1 to 888 and encodes 295 amino acids. The transcript is spliced from 4 exons. The record is from RefSeq and is a predicted model, not a curated record. NCBI's taxonomy places the organism in Eukaryota, Metazoa, Nematoda, Chromadorea, Rhabditida, Onchocercidae.